AGAACUUUAUUAUUCUAGCAUCACGGCUGCAGGCUUCUGCUAAGUUUGGAGUUACUCGCGUCACCUCAACUGUAUGCCUGCUUGAAGGUGGUUUAAAAAGAGGGGCACCGCAGCACAAGGAGUCUGCAUGUCUAUUUAGACAUGCUCAGCUUUGUGGAUACCCGGAUUCUGUUGCUGCUUGCAGUAACUUCAUACCUAGCAACAUGUCAAUUCUUGGGCCCCCGAGGAGACAAAGGACCUCGAGGUGACAGGGGUCCCCAGGGACCUGAUGGAAAAGAUGGAAAACCCGGACUUCCCGGCCCUGUUGGCCCCCCUGGACCCCCUGGACUCGGUGGAAACUUUGCUGCUCAGUACUCUAAGCCUCCCGAUCCAGUUUCACCCAUGGGUAUGAUGGGCAACAGAGGACCUCCCGGACCCCCUGGACCCCCUGGACCUCAGGGACACACCGGACACCCUGGUGAGCCCGGCGAGCCUGGACAGACUGGUCCCGUUGGUCCCCGUGGCCCACCCGGACCUCCUGGCAAAUCUGGAGAGGACGGUAACAACGGCAGACCUGGCAAGCCCGGAGACAGAGGUGCCCCCGGCCCUCAGGGUGCUCGUGGAUUCCCCGGAACCCCUGGACUUCCCGGAAUGAAGGGACACAGAGGUUACAAUGGCUUGGAUGGACGCAAGGGAGAGCCUGGUGCCGCCGGAGUCAAGGGUGAGGCUGGCGCACACGGAGCUGCUGGAAGACCCGGACUUGUUGGACCUCGCGGUCUGGCUGGCGAGAGAGGUCGCGCCGGCCCUGCUGGCCCUGUUGGUGCUCGUGGUGCUGAUGGCAACACUGGACCAUCUGGUGCUGCUGGACCCGCUGGUGCUGCUGGUGCCCCAGGUUUCCCCGGUGGCCCUGGACCCAAGGGAGAGGUUGGACCCGUUGGUGCUACCGGUCCCUCUGGACCUCAGGGAGCUAGAGGAGAGCCCGGUCCCAAUGGAGCCGUUGGCCCCGUUGGUCCCGUUGGUAACCCUGGUGCUAACGGCCUGAACGGAGCCAAGGGAGCCACUGGUGCUGCCGGUGUUGCUGGAGCUCCUGGAUUCCCCGGACCCAGAGGAGGACCUGGACCUCAGGGACCUCAGGGUGCCGCUGGUCCCAGAGGCCUGGCUGGAGAUCCCGGUGUUCAGGGUGUGAAGGGAGAUGUUGGUGCCAAGGGUGAGCCUGGUAGCGCUGGACCUCAAGGAGCCCCCGGACCUCACGGUGAGGAGGGCAAACGAGGACCCACUGGCGAGAUUGGAGCCGCUGGCCCCGCUGGUAGCCGUGGAUCCAGAGGCGCUCCCGGAAGCCGUGGAAUGCCCGGUGCUGAGGGAAGAGUUGGCCCACUUGGUAUGCCUGGUGCUCGUGGAGCCACCGGCUCCGCUGGAGCUCGUGGAGCCCCUGGAGAUGCUGGCCGUGCUGGCGAGCCUGGUCCCGCUGGUGCCAGGGGUCUCCACGGAAGCCCCGGAAGCUCUGGACCCCAAGGAAAGGAGGGACCUUCUGGUCCUGCUGGACAAGAUGGCCGCACCGGUCCUCCCGGCCCAACUGGACCUAGAGGCCAGCCUGGAAACAUUGGCUUCCCUGGACCCAAGGGACCCGCUGGUGAGCCUGGCAAACCCGGAGAGAAGGGAGCUACUGGAGCCACUGGUCUGAGAGGACCUCCUGGCCCCGAUGGUAACAAUGGCGCCACUGGCCCCAUGGGAGUUUCUGGCGGUGCUGGUGAGAAGGGAGAGCAGGGACCUGCUGGAUCUCCUGGUUUCCAGGGUCUGCCUGGACCCGCUGGUGCUGCUGGAGAGGUUGGCAAGCCCGGAGACAGAGGUAUCCCAGGAGACCAGGGAGUCGCCGGACCUGCUGGUGUCAAGGGCGAGCGCGGUAACCCCGGUGCUGCCGGAUCUGCCGGACCUCAGGGACCUAUGGGAGCCCGCGGAGCUACUGGAGCUCCUGGUGCUGAUGGUUCAAAGGGAGAGCCUGGCGUUGUCGGAGUUGUCGGUGCUCCUGGACACCAAGGAGCUAGCGGCAUGCCCGGAGAGCGUGGAGCUGCUGGCCCCGCCGGAGUCAAGGGAGAGAAGGGAGAGCUUGGACACAAAGGACCCGACGGCAACCCUGGAAGAGAUGGUGCCCGUGGUCUCCCCGGAGCUGGUGGCCCCCCUGGUCCCACAGGAGCCAAUGGUGACAAGGGUGAGAGUGGAUCUUUCGGACCCGCUGGACCUUCUGGAGUCCGUGGUGCCCCUGGUGAGCGUGGAGAGGUUGGACCCGCUGGAGCCCCUGGAUUCGCUGGACCUCCUGGCGCUAAUGGACAGACCGGAGCAAGAGGAGAGCGUGGACCUGCCGGAGGAAAGGGAGAUGUUGGCCCCGCCGGCCCUGCUGGACCCGCUGGACAGUCUGGACCUGCUGGUCCUUCUGGCCCUGCUGGACCUACUGGCGCCCGUGGAGACAACGGACCUCAGGGUCUGACUGGUUUCCCUGGAGCUGCUGGCAGAAUUGGCCCCGCUGGACCUGCUGGUAUUGUCGGACCCGCUGGCCCUGCUGGUCCCGCUGGUAAAGAUGGUCCCCGUGGUAUGCGUGGAGACGUUGGUCCCGCUGGCCCCGCUGGAGAGCAGGGUAUGGUUGGACCUUCUGGCCCCGCUGGAGAUAAGGGACCUUCUGGAGAGUCUGGACCUGCUGGUGCUCCUGGUGCUCCUGGAGUUUCUGGACCUCUUGGUCUUCAAGGAUUUGUUGGUCUUCCUGGCGCUAGAGGCGAUCGUGGUAGCCCCGGUGGUCCCGGUGCUGUCGGAGAGCCCGGUAGACUUGGACCUGCUGGUCCCGCUGGUGCCCGCGGCCCCGCUGGCAACAUUGGUAUGCCUGGUAUGACCGGACCUCAAGGAGAAGCUGGACGUGAGGGUAACACUGGUAACGAUGGACCUCCUGGUCGUCCUGGUGCUGCUGGAGUCAAGGGAGACCGUGGUGACCCCGGUCCCGCUGGUGUUUUGGGAAUUGCUGGUGCCCCCGGACCUGCUGGCCCCAGCGGAGCUGUUGGAAGACCUGGAAACCGUGGAGACUCUGGCUUUACCGGACCUUCUGGACCCGCCGGAGCCGCUGGAGCUAGAGGUGCCGCUGGACCCGCUGGAGUCCGUGGCGAGAAGGGAGUUGGUGGAGACAAGGGAGAGAUGGGAAUGAAGGGUCUUCGUGGACACCCUGGUCUCCAGGGAAUGCCAGGACCUGCUGGUGCCCCUGGUGACACCGGACCUGCUGGUGCUCAUGGACCUGCUGGACCCAGAGGUCCCGCCGGACCCCACGGACCUCCUGGUAAGGAUGGUAGAGCUGGUGCCCAUGGUACUAUUGGUGCUCCCGGUGCUCGUGGAGCCCCUGGACACAUCGGCCCUGUUGGUCCCCCUGGACCUCCCGGUCUGCCUGGACCUCCCGGCGCUGCUGGUGGUAGCUACGAUCUGUCUGGAUACGAUGAGUACAGAGCUGACCAGCCCGCCAUGAGAGCCAAGGAUUACGAAGUUGACGCCACCAUCAAGUCCCUCAACACUCAGAUUGAGAACCUGCUCACCCCUGAGGGAUCCAGGAAGAACCCUGCCCGCACAUGCCGCGACAUCAAGCUCGGCCACCCCGAAUGGACCAGCGGAUUCUACUGGAUCGACCCCAACCAGGGUUGCAUCAAUGACGCCAUCAGGGUCUUCUGCGACUUCGCCACCCGCGAGACUUGCAUCCAUGCCCAACCCGAGAGCAUUGCCAAGAAGAACUGGUUCAGAAGCACAGAGAACAAGAAGCACGUCUGGUUUGGAGAGACCAUCAAUGGCGGAACUGAGUUCACCUACAAUGACGAGACCAUCAGCUCUCAGAGCAUGGCCACCCAGCUGGCCUUCAUGCGCCUGCUGUCCAACCAGGCUAGCCAGAACAUCACCUACCACUGCAGGAACAGCGUUGCCUACAUGGAUGCUGAGAGCGGCAGCCUGAGCAAGGCUGUGGUGCUUGCCGGCUCCAACGAUGUGGAGCUGAGGGCUGAGGGCAACAGCCGUUUCACCUUCUCUGUGGUGGAGGACGGUUGCACUAGACACACUGGUGAGUGGAGCAAGACAGUGAUUGAGUACAGAACAAAUAAACCAUCUCGCCUGCCCAUCCUCGACAUUGCACCUAUGGACAUUGGUGGAGCUGAUCAGGAGUUUGGUUUGGACAUUGGCCCAGUCUGUUUCAAAUAAAUAGACUCAUGAUAAAUUAACACCCCAAAAGAGAGAAAGAACGAAAAAAAAACAAAAUCUCUGCCCUUCUUUCUGUGUUUUUUUUUUUUUUAAAUGCUGAUUUCUCACUGCGCAACCACUUGCUUAAGAUGGGCAACUAUCGGAGAGGACUGAACGGACUGAACGGAGCGAUUGUGCAAUGCAAAUUAAUACAGCAACCCAAAGGAACGCGGGAAAACACCUUGUUGUGGGACAUCAUGUCAUCCUUUUGUAAAAAAUAAAAGAAGUGUAAUAAAAACGCUGAAAGUAAGCAUCACUUUGUGGUCUUUGUAUAUCUUCCAAAGAGGAGGUUUAAAACCACAAUUUCCAUGAAAAUAAGGUUUAAACUACCUCAUGCAUGUGCUUAAAUAGGCAAAACCCGGGUCCACAACAGAGAUGUUUGGGCUUCUAAUGCUUCAAGCGUUGUUUGAUAUCAGAAGGUGUUCGGUAACUUGAAGCAGAGAUCAAUGGUGCUAAUCUGCAGCUGUGGACAAAACCACUCUUAUCUGUAUUAUUUUGUAUUGAUCUUUUCGGAGUCUUGCAUUAGUCCUCUGAUAGGCUCCCACUUUAAGCAGGUGGAAUACCCCUUAACCUGAUGUCCAGUAUUUGUUUCAUGGGUUUUUUUUUUGUUUGUUUGUCUUGAAAUUUUAGUUUGUUUUGGGGUUUUGUUCAAGCUUUACCCUUCAAAUCACACAUCCAGAGUUCAUACUGACAUCCCAUUCUCAUCCAAUUCUGAAUGCAUUUUCGGCGGCUUAUCUCUCAAGAAUGACAUCGCAAAGUCUAUUGUACCUAUUUUGUAUAUGUGAGAUGUUUAAAUAAAUUGUGAAAAGUUCUGAAAUAAAGCAUGUCCAAUGUUCCAAAACACA
Hippocampus comes (tiger tail seahorse) is the source of this 5075-nucleotide messenger RNA. It is a transcript of the gene col1a2, whose product is annotated as collagen, type I, alpha 2. Gene Ontology annotation, molecular function: extracellular matrix structural constituent. The record is from RefSeq and is a predicted model, not a curated record. Gene Ontology annotation, cellular component: extracellular matrix. The transcript has 50 exons. Lineage: Eukaryota; Metazoa; Chordata; Actinopteri; Syngnathiformes; Syngnathidae. The coding region runs from base 142 to 4191 and encodes 1349 amino acids.